AUGGCUCCCAACCAAAUACCCAAACCUUCCAAACCUCUCUUCAGCAAUGAACCCCACAUAAUAGGUUCCAAACAAAGUUCCCGUGCCCCUAAGGAACCCUUCAGUUAUGGUGCCCCCAAAAUAAAUAGCCUCAAAAAAAUCCCACCCGGAAGAAAUAAUCGGCCCAAUUAUGCGCUUGGCUUUUCUCGUUGCCAGUUUUGCAGCCUUUGCCCCUUCCUUUUGCGCCACCUUCGCAGCUUCUUUUGCGGCCAGGCCUUGAGAGACUGCAUCGGCCAAGGCAGCCUCUAUGGCUUCAUUCCUUCUGCUUUCCACGUGAAGAGUCCGGAUGUUGUAGAAAUAGAGUUUUACGCCCUCUUUGACUACACAUGCAAGGGUUCCAGAACUCCCAUCGAAACAGGUGCAAAAUGUGGAAAACUGUACAGGGAAGAGCUCGUGAUAAUCACAGCAGAUACAGUUUUAAUAUUGAAGCAGAGCUGGAAUGACUUGCCAUGGUCACAGAUCAGUUGA
Striga asiatica is the source of this 507-nucleotide messenger RNA. The record is from the annotation of a GenBank genome assembly. NCBI's taxonomy places the organism in Eukaryota, Viridiplantae, Streptophyta, Magnoliopsida, Lamiales, Orobanchaceae.